Molecule: messenger RNA, 1272 nt
Organism: Syzygium oleosum
Lineage: Eukaryota; Viridiplantae; Streptophyta; Magnoliopsida; Myrtales; Myrtaceae
Product: proline-rich protein 4-like
Exons: 2
Coding region: 151-1050 (299 amino acids)
Source: RefSeq, a predicted model, not a curated record
AACCUCAUGUGAGGCGAAUAACGGUGACACGGUGUGAGGCUUUUGCAAUCUACUCUAAGCCUCUCAGGAUCAUUAUAUAAUGCGGUCCGAUGGAGCUAGUUCAGUCAUCCUUAACUAGAAUUUUCUCCGCCACUCCACCGUUAAGUCCCCAUGAGGAUUUGUCCAGCGCUUCUGUGCUGCUUGGUGUCCUUGCUGUUUGCUGCGAGGUUCUGCCAGGGAGAUGAGGACAACGUUGAGGUUCUUGGCAUAGGAGAAUGUGCAGAUUGUGAACGGAAUCACAUUGAUGCCAAGCAAGCCUUUUCAGGGAUUCGCGUGUCAAUCGAUUGCCUCACGCCCAAAGGAGAAUACAAGAGAAGAGGAGUAGGAGAACUGAAUGAAGAAGGGAAGUUCAAAGUACUGCUUCCUCCUGAGAUCUUAGUAGACGGGAAGUCAAAAGAAGAAUGCUAUGCACAGCUUCACAGUGCAGCGGAGACACCGUGUCCCUCUUAUGGCGGUCCCAAGUCCUCCAAGAUAGUUUUCAAGUCCAUUACUCAUGGAAAACAUACUUACGGGUUGGCCGAUAAGCUAAAGUUUUCCCCAGUAACGUGCGCUUCUGCCUUCUUGUUGCCUCACUUCAAGCACCCAUUGCCUAAGUUAAAACCACCUGUGAAGGGUUUCGGUCAUCCACUAUUCCCUCCAAAGAAGCUUCCUCCUCUCCCGCCGAAGGUCUUCCCUCCUAUAUAUAAGAAGCCUCUCCCUCCACUUGUACCGAUAUAUAAGAAACCGCUUCCACCACUGAUACCGAAAUACAAGAAGCCCCUUCUGCCACCAAUACCAGUGUACAAGAAGCCAAUUCUUCCAUUUGUCCCUAAAUUCAAGAAACCACUUCCUCCGCCGAUACCGAUAUUCAAGAAGCCUCUCCCACCUCCCAUCCCUGUUUUCAAGAAGCCGCUGCCACCGCCUUUCCCGUUCGUCAAGCCCCCUCCUCCAUUCUAUAAAAAGCCGUUCCCCAAGAUCCCUCCCAAGCAACCCGAUUUUAAACAGUUGCCUCCCUUUGUUUCGCAUCCUUAAAAGAGUGUUGAAACAUGAUCCUCAGGUGUACGAGGAGGAACUUCGUUCGAUGAAAUGAAGGCCGAUUUGAGAGUUUUCGCUCCUGCAAUGAUGCCUUAAUAAUAGGAGCACUGUUAGUUGUGUUGUUGGAGAAUCAUGAGAUGAGAGGAUGAGUGAAUAGCAAAAACCAGUGUACUGUUGUUACUUAUUUAUGCCAAUAAUGAGUUGUCUGUGUGUGUGACU